Impatiens glandulifera is the source of this 2424-nucleotide messenger RNA. RefSeq names its product zinc finger CCCH domain-containing protein 19-like. The transcript has 4 exons. NCBI's taxonomy places the organism in Eukaryota, Viridiplantae, Streptophyta, Magnoliopsida, Ericales, Balsaminaceae. The coding region runs from base 1 to 2244 and encodes 747 amino acids. The record is from RefSeq and is a predicted model, not a curated record.
AUGGAUACGGGGCAUUCCUCUGCUUCUUCAACCCUUCCAUGGAUUUGGGUGAUUGAAGCCUUAGCAAAAGAGACGGAAGUUGAUAUGUCUGUAUUAAUCGAAUUAGCUGCAAAGACACCUGAAAUAUCUGAUGAAGUAGGAAAAGAUGCUAGAAACAACCUUAUUUUGAGAGGCUUGGAAGAUCUUAAUGCAACUGGUUCAACUCCAAUUAUUGAGAUUGAUAAAUUAACGGAUCAUGAAGAUAUGCGUCAAAUAUUGACAAGUGAGAAGUUCCCUUCGAGAAAUGAGGGAUCAGAUAUUCAGACCCUUAUUCAGAACAUAAGACGCAGUUUGCCUAAAUCUGCUUUAGAACGGAUAAAAGAUGCAAUUUGUGAAGGUCGUCAUCCAAUCCUUGAAUCCUUGAAGAAGAGCAGUAGAUUAUCAAUGAGUGAUGAUUUAUUAGAUAAUCAUGAAGCUAGGCGCAAUGCAGUACAAUUCAAAGGUAAAGAAAAAGUUCAAGCCUUUCAACUCAAGGGUAAAGGAAAAGUCCACAGUGACCAAGUAACUUCAAUGCGAAGGAAGCUACCUUGUUAUCAAUCUGCACAUUCUAAUCAGAGCCUGCAAGAUCCAAUAAAGAUAAACCAUGUUUCCUCUCAGUGCAAAAGGAUUGAUCCAACAUCACAUGAUAAAUUACCAGAACACCUGAAUGCCGGAAAUUGUUCUAAGGAUGAGAGUGAUUCCCUUUUACAUAUUGCCAAGAAGGCUAAAGAUGCUGCUAGCAAGAAAAAUGAAACCGCUAAAGAUUUGUUAUUAUCUCCAGUGGUUUCAAAUGAACUGUCAGAGAAUUUGGCUGAGACAGUUUCCCAUUUACAUAUUGCCAAGAAGGCUAAACCUGCUGUUAGCAAGAAAAAUGAAGCCACUAAGUAUGUAUCUGCAAGGGUUUCAAAUGAACUGUCAGAGAAUUUGCUUGAGACAGAUUCCCGUUUACAUAUUGCCAAGAAGGCUAAACCUGCUGUUAGCAAGAAAAAUGAAGUCACUAAGGAUGUAUCUGCAAUGGUUUCAAAUGAACUGUCAGAGAAUUUGGCUGAGACAGAUUCCCAUGUACAUAUUGCCAAGAAGGCUAAACCUGCUGUUAGCAAGAAAAAUGAAACCACUAAGGAUGUAUCUGCAAUGGUUUCAAAUGAACUGUCAGAGAAUUUGCUUGAGACAGAUUCCCGUUUACAUAUUGCCAAGAAGGCUAAACCUGCUGUUAGCAAGAAAAAUGAAGUCACUAAGGAUGUAUCUGCAAUGGUUUCAAAUGAACUGCCAGAGAAUUUGCUUGAGACAGAUUCCCGUGUACAUAUUGCCAAGAAGGCUAAACCUGCUGUUAGCAAGAAAAAUGAAACCACUAAGGAUGUAUCUGCAAUGGUUUCUAAUGAACUGUCAGAGAAUUUGGUUGAGACGACAGUUAUAUCCAUAGUGGAUAAAUUGGAUAGACUGAGGUCUAAGGAGGUUAGCCAUGAUGAUGGUUCUGGUAAGAACAACUUUUUGAAGGAAAAAAACAAUGAUCAUCCAAUAGGACCAUCAGUUUGUUCUCUCGAUGACAGAGCCAAAAUGAAGUGUGUUGAUGUUGAUGAUGAUGAUGGAGAAACUGAGGGCGAUAGUGAUGGCAUUGAUGAUGAAAAGAUUGAUAUUGAGAUUGAAAAACAAAGAUUCCUAAAAUCUAAGGGCACAUUCAGUGAAGACACUUUUUCAGCAACUCAAAAUACAGAGUUAAAUCUCUGUAUAAAGUGUAACAGAGAUGGGCAGUUGCUGAUUUGCAAAACGAGAACCUGUACAAUUAGUGUCCACCCAAGUUGCUUAGGUUAUGAUGCCCCCUCACCCUUUUAUUGUCCAUUUUGUACACAUUCUAAUGCCAUUUCUGUGCAUCUUGAAUCAAAGAAAGAGUCAUCCUUAGCAAGGGAAUCUCUUAGAGCUUUCGAGGCGUUUAAGAAUGAAUCCCUGCCGAAAAGAUAUGUUAUGAAGGGAAAAAAACAGUGUACUCAUAAUAAGCAUCAAAAGGAACCUUUGGAAUCAUGUCUUGGUGGCAAUCAGCGUUCUCGAAGAUCAUCUGGUGUAAUAGAUAAGGAAUAUGUUGGGUCUGAGUGUGAAACUGAACAUAACUUGAGAGGUGAACAGAUUACUAAAAAGCAAGCACACAGUAUUCUAUGCAGAGAGAUGGUGGUGAUUAAUCUUGAAGAAGAUGAUGACAUUCCCGAAGAUACAAACAAGCCAAGGGAGAAGUAAGUCCCAUAUAUCUAUCUUUUUUUUGGGAAAUUGCUUGUAUCAAAAGAUUGGGCUUAUAUUUUGCUGUUAGCUGUAAGAUGGAAGAAAUUAUAUUUUGCUAUGAUUGGAAAUUGCUUCUUGUAUCAAUUAGGGUUAUAUUUUGCUGUUAGUUGUAAGAUGGAAGCAAUUAUUUUGUGAUGA